Molecule: messenger RNA, 5243 nt
Organism: Perca flavescens (yellow perch)
Lineage: Eukaryota; Metazoa; Chordata; Actinopteri; Perciformes; Percidae
Product: golgin subfamily B member 1
Exons: 60
Coding region: 6-5081 (1691 amino acids)
Molecular function (GO): protein binding
Source: RefSeq, a predicted model, not a curated record
GUACAAUGGCUGGGGGUUCUCUCUUCGUUUGGAUUCCCUUCCUUCUCUCAUGUGUCUUUCAAGUUUCUGACAACAGACAUGUCCGUCGGGGUAUGCAUGAUUCAAUUGAUGAUAUAAAAAAUCCAGAGACAGACCACAUCUCGCGGAUCCCAAUAACCCUACCAGAAGGAAUUGAUCCCAAGAAUAUAAAUGUAACGUCAAUAACCAUCAAAACAUGUACUGAUAUGACGGAACAGCUGGCACAGCUUAACAUUCGGCUUCAACAGACAAAUCUCCGCAACAGCCACCUAGAUAAUGAAGCCUUUGGGUUGAGGAGGGAAGUCAGACAGCUGAACCUGCAGCUUGCCACAUGCAGCGCGACAGCCUCAGCUAUUACUGGCUCUUAUCAAACCCAGCUCCUCAACAAAAUGAAGCAGCUUCUGGAGACAUUUGAUAGUGAUACAUUUCUGAUCCUGAAAAUCAUUGCACUGACCAGGGAGGUGAAUACAUUACAGAAGAAGAUCAAACAUGCUGCUAAUGCUACUGAAACCUCUGAAAUCGAAGUGCUGCAGAGAGAGCAGCAAGAGAAGAUCAAUGAACUGAACAUGAAGACGCAGCAGAUGGAAAUCAGCCACCCAAACUCGGCGCUCAUUCUUCAGAUCAUCUCACUGCAAAAUCAGAUCUGGGAUAAGGAACGGGCACAAUCAAGAAGAGGAGAAAUUAAUCGUCAGCUGGACAACAACAUUUUAGCUCUACAAGGGCAGCUGGACAGGAAGAUCAGUGAGCUGCGAGCCAAAGAAGAUGCAGACUCAGCUAUGCUGGAGCUGAUUUCUGUGCAUAGUAAGAUCACAGUGAUGCAGAGGCUCAUCACUGUCCACAUUGAGAGAUCCAGAGCUAGUGCUGCUGAUUACCAGAGGCAGUGGAAGCAAAAAGCUGAUCUCCUUAGAAGAAAGAUCGUACUGUUGAACCGUGAUGAGAGUAACACAGAACUUACCAAGGAAAUCUUGAUUCUGCAGACAGAGGUGGAGCAUUUUAGACAGUUAAUGAUAAACGCCAAAAAGACAACGGAGUCCCAAAUUAAAGAGCUAAGAGUUAUUUUGGAGGAAGAGAAGAAACAGCAAGCUAACUUACAGAAACACCUGGAGGAAACAGACUAUACCCAGUCACAAGUCAUCAUGAAAUUCAUCAGCGUAAUGAAAGAGGUGAGAGAGCUGGACGAUGAUGAGCAGCACCAUACGACAUCAACAAGUCAAGCCACCACUCUUCAGACUCUGCUUCAAGCCAAAGAAAAGGAAUUUGCCAAAGCUCAGGCUGAAAUAAAUGAGCUGCAGAGGAAAUUGCAAUUAAAGAGCAAAGAAUGCUCUGGACUUGAGGAAAGAUAUGAGGCGGUAAAGACUGAAAUUGAACAGAAGAUUGUAGAACUGAACAGAACCAGAAACUCCAAAGCAGCACUCAUUCUGAACGUGAUAAACCUGCAUGGUGAUCUGAAGACUCUGAGGGAUCUGAUCUCCGCUGCAAGUGAUCCAGACAGGAUCUCAGAGCUGCAGAGGCAACUGGAGGAGAAACAAGAAGAACUUAACUCCAAGACUGCUGACAUGGAGAGACUGAUUCCCAACCCCAAAAUAAUUUUAAAAAUCAUCGAGCUGCAGAACAACAUCUGGGACCUUCAGAAAAAGGCUGCCAAUGAAAGCACUGGUGACGAUGUAAAAGAUUUGCAAGACAGAGUGAAGGGCCUUAUCAGUGAAUUAGACGACAAUGGUGACGACAACACAAAACUGAUGCUGACGAUCAUAACGCUGCAGAGUCAGGUGGAGCAGCUGCAGAGACAGUUACCAACCACUCUGGUAACACAGCUCACUGAUGAUCUGAAGAAUGAGCUGCAGAAAUACGUCAACGAGCUGAAUGAGAAAAACCCGACAACUGCCAGGUUGAUUCUGACAAUCACUGAUCUGCAAAACCAACUCAGGAACCUAGAAAAAGGAGAGCACAAUAAGGACCAAACAGCGUCUGCUGCAAUUACUAAGCUGAGAGAACAACUGAAGGCAAAAGUGGAGGAGCGCAUCCGUGAUCAAGUUGAGAUCAAGGCUCUGCAGAAUAAACUGAACCAGACGGAGGCACAGUGUACCGGGUUCGAGCACAAACUUAAAGAUCUGCAGACCAACCUGGAUGCCAAAAUGAAGGAACUGCUGUCCAAAUCUGAGUCUGUUUCUUCACUUGCUCUCCAGAUUUCUACAUUAACCCUGCAACUGGAGGAGCUGAAGAGACAACUACAGAACACGAAAUCUGAAACCAAGAUCAAAGAGCUUCAAAAACUUAUAGAUGAGAAAAAUGAUGAGCUGGCCAGAAAAACAGAAGAGCUAAAAGCAAGCAGUGCUCAACCACAAAGACUUCUACAGAUCAUUGCAAUACAAACACAGAUUGAGAAACUGUCAUAUGUGGCAGCAAAUGACACAGAUUACGAAAAGAUUAGAGCACUCCAAGACCAUUUGAAUUAUUUGGUGGACGGAAUUCAAGAUGAAAACAAUGAAAAUACUAAACUGAUGUUUAAAAUUUUGGCUCAUCAAGAUGAAAUAGCAAGAUUGGAGAAGCAAGAAAAGCGUCAGACACAAGCUGCAUUGGACAGAAUUAAAGAUCUGGAGAAUGAACUGGAGGACAUCAGAAAUCAGAUAGAAGAAAAGAGACUGUUGCUGAACUCAAGUGAUACAAGGAUUGCCAAUCUGACGGCUCAGAUUAUGGAACUUCACAAGAAAAUCAAACCACUAGAAGAAGAGAUAUUAGACAUUAGAGAUACAAGCGCUGAGAACGUCAGAGAGCUGCAAAAGAGACUGGAAUUGAUAACGCGGCAACUGCAAGACAGUGAACUUCGACUCCAGGAAGCAGAUGCAAAGAAUUUUGACUUGAUAAUGGAGAUUGCUGAUUUGAGGACACAACUGAAAAAGGCUCAGAAAAAGGCAUCCAAACCUGCUGAAAAUAGCAAUGAAUUGGAACAACAACUACAAACACAACAAAGAAUGAACAUAAAACUUGAAAGCGCAAAUAAAGAUUUACAAAGACAACUGCAACAGAGCCAGGAGGACGCGGAUCGCCUGCAGCAGCAGCUGAGCGAGAAGGAUGCCAACCUCAAACAGCUGCAGCAGCAGUUAGAAGAGCAGAUCAGGGAGAAUAACAGACUGCAAAAUGAGAAGAACCAACUUGAGGAUAUUGUACAAGAUCUCGAAAACAGACUGAGUAAUGUGGAAGAUAAGACGAUCUAUGCCAAGCUGAGAGAACAACUGAAGGCAAAAGUGGAGGAGCGCAUCCGUGAUCAAGCUGAGAUCAAGGCUCUGCAGAAUAAACUGAACCAGACGGAGGCACAGUGUACCGGGUUCGAGCACAAACUUAAAGAUCUGCAGACCAACCUGGAUGCCAAAAUGAAGGAACUGCAGUCCAAAUCUGAGUCUGUUUCUUCACUUGCUCUCCAGAUUUCUACAUUAACCCUGCAACUGGAGGAGCUGAAGAGACAACUACAGAACACGAAAUCUGAAACCAAGAUCAAAGAGCUUCAAAAACUUAUAGAUGAGAAAAAUAAUGAGCUGGCCAGAAAAACAGAAGAGCUAAAAGCAAGCAGUGCUCAACCACAAAGACUUCUACAGAUCAUUGCAAUACAAACACAGAUUGAGAAACUGUCAUAUGUGGCAGCAAAUGACACAGAUUACGAAAAGAUUAGAGCACUCCAAGACCAUUUGAAUAAUUUGGUGGACGAAAUUCAAGAUGAAAACAAUGAAAAUACUAAACUGAUGUUUAAAAUUUUGGCUCAUCAAGAUGAAAUAGCAAGAUUGGAGAGGCAAGAAAAGCGUCAGACACAAGCUGCAUUGGACAGAAUUAAAGAUCUGGAGAAUGAACUGGAGGACAUCAGAAAUCAGAUAGAAGAAAAGACACUGUUGCUGAACUCAAGUGAUUCAAGGAUCAGCACUCUAACGGCUCAGAUUAUGGAACUUCACAAGAAAAUCAAACCACUAGAAGAAGAGAUAUUAGACAUUAGAGAUACAAGCGCUGAGAACGUCAGAGAGCUGCAAAAGAGACUGGAAUUGAUAACGCGGCAACUGCAAGACAGUGAACUUCGACUCCAGGAAGCAGAUGCAAAGAAUUUUGACUUGAUAAUGGAGAUUGCUGAUUUGAGGACACAACUGAAAAAGGCUCAGAAAAAGGCAUCCAAACCUGCUGAAAAUAGCAAUGAAUUGGAACAACAACUACAAACACAACAAAGAGUGAACAAAAGACUUGAAAGCGCAAAUAAAGACUUAAAGGAAGAGGUCAAGGAACUGAAAAUGCGCUGCACUGAUGAUGUCGCCUACUGUGCCGAUUUACAAAGACAACUGCAACAGAGCCAGGAGGAUGCGGAUCGCCUGCAGCAGCAGCUGAGCGAGAAGGAUGCCAACCUCAAACAACAGUUAGAAGAGCAGAUCAGGGAGAAUAACAGACUGCAAAGUGAGAAGAACCAACUUGAGGAUAAUGUACAAGAUCUCCAAAACAGACUGAGUAAUGUGGAAGAUAAGACGAUCUAUGCCAGGCAGGUGACUUUGGAUCCAAACACAGCACACCCGAGAAUAGCUCUUUCUGCAGAUAACACCAGGAUUUCUACUACUGCGGAAGCACAAAACGUCCCGGACAAUCCAGGCCGGUUUGAUGUGGUUCUUGCUGUCCUUGGCACGACUGGGUACUCAACUGGCAGACACUACUGGGAGGUGUCUGUAGCUGGGAAGCUUUGUUACCACCUUGGGAUGGCCAGUGAAUCUGCUCCAAGAAAGGGAACGAUGAAGUUCAGUCCAGCAAACGGUUAUUGGACGCUAGUCAUGAACAAACAGGGUCAGUUGAGAGCUAUCGAUAGGAAACCUUUUAAUAUUCCAAUUCAGACGCAACCUCUUACACUGGGAAUUCUUCUGGACUACAAAAAGGGACAGAUCUCAUUUUACGACGCUGGUGUCAGAUCUCAUAUGUACUCAUUUGUAGGUCAAAGAUUUACAGACAAGAUCUAUCCAUUUGUCAAUUUCUGUGUUGAAGAUCUUGAAGGCCUGACACCAAUAGAGUUACUCUCUCCUGGUUUAGUUGACUGGCUAAACUAGAGAACAGGGCAAAUUAUGUUUUGUCCAAUGUAAAAUCUUAGCCAUGUCUCUCAUUUAUGGUAACCUUAGUAUGGAAAUAAAACAAUCCCUGUGACAACAGAGUAGUUCUCACACAUACUGCUGCUAAAUGUUUCAGACAAUUAAACAACAAAUAUACAGUGA